This is a messenger RNA of Notothenia coriiceps (black rockcod), 1988 nucleotides long. Its product is annotated as sodium channel protein type 4 subunit alpha A-like. Lineage: Eukaryota; Metazoa; Chordata; Actinopteri; Perciformes; Nototheniidae. The transcript has 13 exons. The record is from RefSeq and is a predicted model, not a curated record. Gene Ontology annotation, biological process: sodium ion transmembrane transport; membrane depolarization during action potential; neuronal action potential. Gene Ontology annotation, molecular function: voltage-gated sodium channel activity. Gene Ontology annotation, cellular component: voltage-gated sodium channel complex; plasma membrane. The coding region runs from base 171 to 1988 and encodes 605 amino acids.
CGCACUGGCUGCCAGAAGGGAGAAUUACGUCCCCAGUGGAAGGCUUCACGGAAGACGUGAUUUUUUUUUCCCCCUUCUAAAUUGCUUGGAUUCUGUGGAAAUAUUUGCUAUACAGUGCAAGCUCCUUUUAGGGAAACCCCGGUGUGGUGGUGUCCCUUCGCGAUGCGAAGAUGGCGCCCCUGCUCCCUCCCCGAGGCACCAAUGCGUUCCGCCCCUUUACCCGGGAAUUGCUGGCGGAGGCCGAGAGGCUCAAGGAGGAAAGACAAAAGGCUGAUGUAGAAGGCCAUGAUGAGGAAGAGCCAACGGCCCCAAACGCUGAUCUGGAGGCAGGCAAGAGUCUGCCCAUGAUCUUCGGAGACCCUCCAUCAGAGCUGCUCAACACACCUCUGGAGGACCUGGACCCCUUCUACAAAGCACAAAACGCAACAUUCAUUGUGAUCACCAAAGGAAACACAAUCUACAGGUUCAACGCUGAGCCGGCUUGCUACAUUCUGAGCCCCUUUAGUUUGGUUAGAAGAGGAGCCAUCAAAAUUCUCAUACAUUCAUUAUUUAGCAUGUUCAUCAUGCUUACGAUUGUAUUGAAUUGUGCAUUCAUGACGUUGAGCAACCCACCAGCAUGGAGUAAAACUGUUGAGUAUGUUUUUACUGGAAUCUAUACCGUUGAGGCAACAAUCAAAGUGUUGUCAAGAGGUUUCUGUGCUGGAUCUUUUACAUUCCUUCGAGAUCCAUGGAAUUGGCUGGAUUUCAUGGUGAUCAGCAUGGCAUAUGUCACUGAGUUUGUUGACCUCGGCAACGUGUCCGCACUCAGGACAUUUCGUGUACUUCGAGCCCUUAAAACAAUUACUGUGAUUCCUGGUUUGAAAACCAUUGUGGCCGCUUUGAUCCAGUCAGUGAAGAAAAUGGUGGACGUCAUGAUUCUGACAGUCUUUGCCCUUGCUGUUUUUGCCCUCAUUGGCCUUCAACUCUUUAUGGGAAAUUUGCGUCAGAAAUGUGUGCGAUGGCCCAUCGAAACAAAUGAAACUGCAUACGAUUUGUUUAACACCACUGCUCAAUUUAAUGACACCAUGUUCUUCAAUAACACCAUGGGCGUCAACAAUACAUCAUAUUCCAACAGUACCUUCAACUUUAAUGAGUACAUUGAAAACACAGAUAAUCAGUAUUAUUUGGAAGGCAGCCUAGAUGCUCUACUUUGUGGAAACAGCUCAGAUGCUGGAAAGUGCCCAGAAGGAUACACAUGCAUGAAAGCUGGGCGGAACCCUAACUAUGGCUACACCAGUUUUGACUCGUUUGGCUGGGCCUUCCUGGCGCUCUUCAGACUCAUGACCCAGGACUACUGGGAGAACCUUUUCCAGCUGAUCCUGCGGGCGGCUGGGAAGACAUACAUGCUGUUCUUUGUGGUGAUUAUCUUUCUGGGCUCCUUCUACCUCAUCAACCUCAUCCUGGCUGUGGUAGCCAUGGCCUAUGAAGAACAGAAUCAGGCAACUCAGCGAGAGGCCAUCGAGAAAGAGGAAGAGUUCCAGCGGCUACUCGAGCAAAUCAGGAAUCAGGAAGAGCAGGCUAUGGGUCUAGGAAGCCAAGUCAGUUUAACUAGUAAGAAGUCACUCAGUCAUCACACCAUAUCUGAGGUGGCAAAUGACGAACAUGAUGAAAUUAUCAAGGAUUGUAGCGGGAGAAUCAUUCCCCGUCUGUUGGUCCGAGCACCCACUUUGGUCAAGUGUGCUUCAGUUUAUGAGCUCGAAGAGAAGUCAUUAGGCUCUGAUCACAGCAUGCUUCGUCUGGAAGAGCCACGCCUGACACAGAGGGCUGCUAGCGCUCUGAGUGUGCUCACUGCAGCUGCUAUGGAAGCCUGCAAGUGCUGUUUACUUCAGCUGAGCAUUGUGGGAAAGCUCUGCAUGGGGCACGCUCUGCUCAGGUGUCCAGCUUUCUCUGAUUAUCACCAUGCUGGAUACCAAGAGGCUAGCGGGAAUCAUCCCGAGGCCAGUCAGUAA